Molecule: messenger RNA, 643 nt
Organism: Ipomoea nil (Japanese morning glory)
Lineage: Eukaryota; Viridiplantae; Streptophyta; Magnoliopsida; Solanales; Convolvulaceae
Exons: 2
Coding region: 14-325 (103 amino acids)
Source: RefSeq, a predicted model, not a curated record
AUAUUGUUAUAAGAUGCUUAAUCCACAUACUUAUCAAGUCAAGGUUGAAUGGAUAAAGAACAAAUUAUAUAUGUUGUACAAUGAGUAUACGAAAAGGAGUGUUGGUUCUUCAUCUUCUGGAGCUUUUACUUCUCAAUCACAAGAAUCUUUGGCACCAAAGAUUUGUGGAGUAAGGAGAGGAGGAUUGAGAAGUAGAGGAGGACAUGGAAAAUUGGAUGAAACUCUUAUUUCUGGUUAUAUUGAUUAUCGAAGCAAAGCUGAAAGUGGCAAUCAAGAUUUAAAGUCUAAUUUAGACAAAUACUUGGAAGAAGUGCAAAUGAAUUAGUUGGAUGAUAUAGAUGUCCUUUUGUAUUGGAAAGGAAAAAAGCAAAGUUAUGGGCAGCUUGCUAAAAUGGCAUGUGAUGUGCUUUCUAUUCCUAUUACAAGUGUAGUAUCAGAAUCCGCCUUUAGUGUUGGAGCCCAUAUUUUGAACAAAUAUAGAAAUAGGCUCCUUCCAAAAAAAGUACAAGCUUUUAUUUGUGCACGGAAUUGGUUCCAUGGAUUUCCUACAAAUGGUAAUAUUAGUGUAUUUAUCAAGUUUGAUUUAUUUUUUUGUACUAUUAAAUAAAUGUUAUUGUUUUUAGAUGAAGAUGAAGAUGAAGAU